This is a messenger RNA of Anisakis simplex (herring worm), 321 nucleotides long. Lineage: Eukaryota; Metazoa; Nematoda; Chromadorea; Rhabditida; Anisakidae. The record is from the annotation of a GenBank genome assembly.
CAAAAAGUUCUGUCCGAAUACACUGGAUCAGCAGAUCGUGUUUACAACUACGAUAAAAAUGCUGAAUUUGCCAAGAAACUACUAGCUGAGGUGGCUGGUCCAAACUGCAUCAAAAGAGUACGCAGCGAUUCAAGAAGCGCCGAGAAAAGCAGUGAGAAAUCGCUCGGAAAGGAUCUGUUGAGAGAUAUUGGAAGCCGACCGGAUAAUACACUGAAACAAUUUGAAGGCGAAAAGGUAAUGCACAUGCAGACUGGUUUAGUGAUGAGCUUACGAAAAUCUUCAUUCAUUUAUAUGCGAACGUCGUGGAAUUCUUGCAUUUGA